AAUAAAGUGCUAUUUCUCCUCAAUGCAAGACAGUUUUCAGACUGUGGAGAAUUGGGACAGGGCCCGAAACCGUCACAUUUGAUGUCACUGUUUUUCAGGUGUGUGUAAUUAGCUUAAUUAGUCAGGUCUCCUUUGCAUUGUUCCUCUUGGUCGUUGCUGUGCAGCGAGAAAUCGAGAACUCAAGCACAAUUCAGUUCUAUUUCUGGGAAAUUGCUGAAUUUUGCUAAAAAAAAAAAUAAAAUAAAAUGCACGAAUGAAGCGUGACGACUAACAGACCGAACACAUCGCAAGUUUUAUAUACUCGUCGAUAAACCUGCUUGACCUGAACUCAGAAAUCUGUUGGAUUAGAAAUGGCUCUCCAACAGACCAGCACAUAGAGGCCUGUCCAGAGGGCUGCAGAGGGUAUUUAAGGAGUUUUAGUUUUAGUUUAGGUGGUUUGUAAGAUUUUUUUGUAUAGGUGCAGCUUUAGUGUGGUGUGGUGCACUUGUGGUUAGCAUGUGUGCAAACUGUGUCGUUUUUGGAAUGGGUGGUAAAAGGGACUGGGUGAUGUUGAGUUUACUCAUUGUUGGGUUGAGCCCUCUUGGACACUGUGCUGCUCUGAAAGAUGGAAAGAAGCUGGAAUCUUCGAGUGUUUUAAAUACGAAUACACAGAGAACUCGUAUAUUGGGUAAGAAAGCUGGAGACCAGAAGCUAAAAUCAAAGGUAUGGCCCGGAAGACUCAUCAUUGGGCUAAAGGAGAGUGCUCCUGAGGACUAUCACAAUAUUCCUGAGGGCAUGGAAAGUGGCAAUGCAUCUCCUCAUCAUGAACCUGGCUAUCAGUCUGACCAGGCCGACUGGAGCGAUCUGCAACACCUCCAGGGAUCGGUCUACGGCUUCGGUGCUCCCUCGUCUCCAGCAGUGCAGCAGCUGCUUGGGAUGAGGCCCAAAGUGGAAUGUACUGAAGAUUUCAUGAGGCUGAAGGUUCACGGAUCGAUCAGUGCCUUUGAUUAUGGUUUGCUUAUUGAUCGAGGUAGUGUUCCACCCCUUCCCUUAUCGAGAGUUCCUUUAGAGUGUGGCUUCCGAGUACAGAGGAGGUGGAGGGACUUGGACUUUAUUGUGCCAUAUGAUGGAUGUUAUGUAUUGCAAGAGAGGGAUGCCUAUGUUGUCCCAAUACGACUGUGUGGAUUGGAGGCUAAACUGUCUUGUCCCUUGCUGAAUCUGGCUCCAAGUCUUCCUUCUGUCUCCUGUUAUCCUAACGGCAUGAUCGUAAAAACUCAAAAUGUUGCCCCUGUUGAGGACCUGCGGGUCAAAGUUGAGAAUCAGUGGCAGCUCCUUUUGGAUGCAUCACCUAAAUGUGGCUAUAGCAUAGUGUCCCACCCAGACGGCAUGGUCAUCUCUGCCCCCUAUAAGCCGUGCAUGGAGGAAAAGAAUGAAAUGUAUUCUCUACACAUGGCUGCAAAAACUGAGUUCAGUCUCUUCUGUCCGUCCCUUGUGCCUGGUUUACCUCUUAAUCUGUCAAGUCCACAUCCACCAAAUCUGAGCGACAGCGUUGAUGGUUCCACUGUAGACGUAGUGCCGACUGAUGCAAGUCCAGAACCCACUCAACGUCCAACAGGCUGGCAAUGGUUUGGUCGUCCUCAUCAAGGGUAUAGACCAGACACUUUUAAGCCUAAGCCUAGUCCUACUCCUUCUAGCUGGAGAGGUCCAUGGCCUACAAGUGUACCAUCUGCAGCUACACCACAAAAUGUUCCUGGAGUGCAUUAUCCACAGUUUCCUGAAACAUGGUACCCUCCAUACCCUCCAUACCCUCGGCUAACCCCUACUCCUGCUCCACCAGUUCUCCCACGAAAGCCCAAACCUGUCCAAGAUGUUGCUCCUACCUCUGAACCAAGGCCUGCAUUUCCAGACCCAUCUUCAGAACAACUUGGGGAUUUUGGUUACCCACCUCCUGAAGUACCAAGGGAAACUACUUUUCCUAAAUAUGAGGGUGUCCCCCCACCUGUGUCUCUUGGUACUUACCCUUUCCUAUACCUGGGAGACCCUGGACCUGUAAACCCCCCUGAAAACAUCUUUGUCCCUGCAGCUCAACCUUAUCCACCCCAGUAUCCACCCCAAUAUCCACGAGGGCCUUUACCAUCAUCUACAGUUGAACCAUUUGUUGCCUCUGGUGUUCUUGGGCUGACAGGUUAUCACUGGGCACCUACCGAAAUGCCCCCGGAAUCUGGUCUUCCCCAAGGACCCCAGUGGCCGUAUCCAUACCAGUACCCACCAAGACCUGCUCUUUCCCCCACGGCUGCACCUCCAUUUGAAGCCUCAAGUGUCUUGGGGGCAGCAGGUUCUCGUUACCAGGAUGUUUCACAGACAUCAUCAAACCCUCUUGGCUACCCGCAAUGCUGCCAGUCACCAGUAAUGUACUCAAACUGUUGCCCACCACCGGUAAUCUACCAUCAGCACAAUCACCACCACUUUGAUUUCUCUAAUCCCAUCUUUAACCAUGGUGCAACAUCAAGGUCAACCAGAAACUUGACCUCAAAAGCUUUUUAUCAUGUUGCGCACCGUGGUUCUGCACAGAGAUUCGGCGCUACGCAAAACCGGGGUGACUAUGCUCAUUCCCUGCGGUUAAAAGAUGAAAUCCAGCAGGCAUCUGCAAAACCCUACCACCGAUUUAGCAAGCAUACGAAGCUCACAAAGCCAACGACGAGAACACAGAUGAUGCCUGACUCUUCUACUCCGCCAGCUAAACCUUUUUGGGCUGGUCAGGUGCAGCCGUUAUUGUCUGGCUCUUCACAGAACACUCCAAAUCCUGUAGCUUUUGCUCAUCUUGGAAAUCUUGGACAUCUUGGAGAUAACGAUGAUAAACCAAGACUUGGACCUGCUCCUAAUUUUGGUGAAUUCAGUGCUGAAUACAGCAGAACAAAUCCUCAACCAGUGCCUGAACAAGUGCCUGAAGAAAAUGCUGGUCCAAGCCUUGUGGAAGACAUGUCCUGGAGUGGUCCAGCUCCGCCCAUCAUUUCAACUUCAGGACAAGCACAUUUACCAGACCCCGACCCCUAUGUGCUCCUACCUCACCAAAGUUUUCAGCCGAAUUAUCGAGAUCCAGUUAAUAACAUCCAACGUCCUGAUUACAUUAACCUUCCUACGUAUUUCUCACGUGACCCUUCCACACAAGUGGUGCUCACGGGUUUGGAGACCAGACCUGAACAACAAAUGCAAGACCGUAGUUUAACAAAUCAAAUGAUGAUAAAUCAAGGUGCAUCUGAGCAAACUCAAAGCUCUGAGCCUCAAGUUCAACCAAGCGCUCAUUCUCAACAGCAGGUUCCUCGUGUUCCUGGUGGACCCCCCAGUGCUCCUUCCUCCAAGGAGCUUACUGAAGCCCCUUCAAUGUCACUCUUACAAAUGCUCACUGGACCGUUUAGCCAACGCUGGGUUCCUGUUGUUCCACCUAAUCAAGUGGAGCAAGCAGGUGGAGUUCGUACGCCCCCCAGCAGGCUGCAACCAACUAACUACCAGCCUCAUGGUCUUGUUUGACGUUUGUUCCUGUUUGGACGGGAGGAUGAAGAUGGGCGCUGCUUUAGUGUAUUUAAAAUAAAAUAAAAAAUAACUUAAUGAUGUUAAAAAAUAAAAAUUGGGCUGGAUCUUUU
Molecule: messenger RNA, 3620 nt
Organism: Astyanax mexicanus (Mexican tetra)
Lineage: Eukaryota; Metazoa; Chordata; Actinopteri; Characiformes; Acestrorhamphidae
Exons: 7
Coding region: 496-3507 (1003 amino acids)
Source: RefSeq, a predicted model, not a curated record